Molecule: messenger RNA, 1555 nt
Organism: Branchiostoma belcheri (Belcher's lancelet)
Lineage: Eukaryota; Metazoa; Chordata; Leptocardii; Amphioxiformes; Branchiostomatidae
Product: hepatocyte nuclear factor 6-like
Exons: 2
Coding region: 608-1054 (148 amino acids)
Biological process (GO): regulation of transcription by RNA polymerase II
Cellular component (GO): nucleus
Molecular function (GO): DNA-binding transcription factor activity, RNA polymerase II-specific; RNA polymerase II cis-regulatory region sequence-specific DNA binding
Source: RefSeq, a predicted model, not a curated record
AGCUAUAAAAGGGACAAAGCUUAAGUGUAGGCUUAACUCAACAAAGUAGUUAUAAAACAGACGAAAGUUGUUAAUAUCCUACCAAAAUGAGCACGAUAUAGUUGUAGAAUCUAUCCUAUAUUGCUACUAAAGUGUAAAAGUUACUUGUAGCACAGAAGCCGCGUGCCCUCAAACUAGCUUUAAAAGGAACAGGCUUUACAAAGCACAUGUAAGUAUCUAGGAUAAACUCAGCCACUGACGUACAAAAUAGACCGACUAUUCCAUCAAAACUGACAGCUCCUAGCCGUAAACAGAGUUGUGGCAGCUUUUCGAGGCCAUUACAUGGUUAUUUUUGUUGACCUGCCGUUGCUUAAGGCAGUUGUUACGAUGUAAUGAUGAGUCGGUGUGACGCUUCCCUUGCUAAUUAGCUCCGUCCUAUUCCAGCCACAUCCCGGCUGUACCAUUGUUAUACUGCCCCGUGACCGUACCGGACAACCGAGGCCCCCGUCUGGCUGGGUUUAGCACCCGAGCGUAGUAAUCUCAUUUAGGGUGAUGCAUGUGGCCGCUUUAUCUGCCACUAACCAAGGUUAUUCCACUGUCUGGAUUGUAAAGAUACGUUGUUUGAUUAAUGGGGGGGAGGCGAGCGGGUUUCUCACCCCAACUCCGCACAGUGUUAGGCCAUAAAUCAACAUUUUGUCUAUCUCUCUUUCCUCGUUUUGCAGCGUGUCAGAGGAAAGCUUAUCAGGACCACGGCCGACCCGCAGCAGCCAACUCAGCGUGUAAGCGGAAAGAACAAGAAGCUGCGAAGCCGCCCGAGCAGAAAGGUCCGAAGAAGCCCCGGCUAGUGUUCACUGACCUGCAGCGGCGGACGCUGCACGCCAUCUUCAAGGAGAACAAGAGGCCUUCUAAGGAGAUGCAGGCGCAGAUCGCCAAGCAGCUGGGCCUCGAUCUGAGUACCGUCUGCAACUUCUUCAUGAACGCUAGGCGGCGCUCGCAGGACAAGUGGCAGGAGGACGAAGGGAAGAGCGCGGGCUCCUCAAGCAACGGCUCCACACCGACUAGCUGUACGAAAUAGAGCCAUCUGCAAGCCUGCUCACCCCUGUUCUUUCGGAAUGGAUCAAUCCAGUUUGGUAGUUGAGCCGAACGAUGUGGAACAAGCUACUACUUGAUAAGGGGAGACCAGGCUUACAGACGUCAUUUCCAACAAAGUGUGACCCUCAAAGCCACACACCUUCCUUUUUGACAUGCAUAAUCAUGUGAUCUUCUGCGCAAGGUAUUGUGGGUGAAGACGUUAUGCAAAUGUAUGCAAAUGAGCCACUUACCAAUCACUGGCCAUCCUCUGCUUAUGGUGUUCAGAAGUAGCUACGGUCAAACGCGAAAAAAAAACGAGGCAAAAGGGCAAGGCAUUCCCAUCACCUUCUUUCCUCCUUAUUUUCUCAUCCAAUCAAGAAGUGAUUUAGAAUUUGAAAUAGCCAAUGGGUGUACAGAUAAGUUGUCUUCCAUGUUUCAUGCUGCUUGAACGGAUUUAGUAUCGCUUACGCCAUUGGCUGAAAACUCAUCAUGCUCAUUCUACGUU